AUGACAAAAGGUCGCGUACGGGCGGCGUACCUCCGAGUGCUCAGAGAAACGCAAGCGAUAACGAUGACGUUUUGCGCGCUCGGUGUGCUUCAGCUCCGCAACGCACAUAGCUGCUACCUCAUUCUCGGCGCAAUAGCAGCAGCAUGGACAGCAAAGUUGCUCAAGCAUUGUAUUCGACAACCUCGACCGACCGGUAGCGGCAAGGUCACCUACGGCAUGCCAUCGACCCACUCGAGCUCGAUGGCUUUCAUCGGCGUCUACCUCGCACUCUGCUUCAUGCUCCUCGAAAUUCAUCCUCGCGCGCGUAUGAUUAUUCCAGGCGCGAAUCACGCAGCGCAACAGCUCCAUGGCGACAAGCGUGCCUUGUUCGGACAAUCUAGCAGACUACUGUUUGCAGCCGUGUCUCUCUUGCUUGCUGUCAGUGUGUGCUGGUCACGCGUCAGGUUAGAUUAUCACACAAAAGAGCAAGUACUCGCGGGCGCUGCGUUGGGGACAACCGUCGCUUGUCUUGCCUUUGCAGCCUGGUUGGGCACAGAUACCAUGCAAGAGUUGACUGGCCGACACACCGUUCUCGGUUUGCAAGGUGGUUUUCAGCAGUUCAGUGGCACGCUCGAUACCCUUGUCGAAAAUGGCCUCUUUGCGUUACGCGACGCAUACUAUGCUCGCGACUAUCGGAUAGCGGUCAGCGCUAUCAAGAAUAGCCUCACUACCAUCGCCUCUCUCAGGCCAGCAUACUCUGUAGAGCUAUGA
This is a messenger RNA of Mixia osmundae IAM 14324, 750 nucleotides long. RefSeq lists its product as uncharacterized. The record is from RefSeq and is a predicted model, not a curated record. The transcript has 3 exons. Gene Ontology annotation, molecular function: sphingosine-1-phosphate phosphatase activity. NCBI's taxonomy places the organism in Eukaryota, Fungi, Basidiomycota, Mixiomycetes, Mixiales, Mixiaceae. The coding region runs from base 1 to 750 and encodes 249 amino acids.